Molecule: messenger RNA, 993 nt
Organism: Tinamus guttatus (white-throated tinamou)
Lineage: Eukaryota; Metazoa; Chordata; Aves; Tinamiformes; Tinamidae
Product: olfactory receptor 51L1
Biological process (GO): G protein-coupled receptor signaling pathway
Cellular component (GO): plasma membrane
Molecular function (GO): olfactory receptor activity; G protein-coupled receptor activity
Source: RefSeq, a predicted model, not a curated record
AUGGUGCAUCCUUGUUCCAUCCUACCCGAGGCCAACAGCAGUCAGACAAAGACUCUGUCUUUCCUUUUGGGUGGCUUUUCAGCAUGGGAAAGCACUCAGAUAUGGGGAGCUGUACCUCUCUGCUCUGCGUACCUUCUUGCACUGCUGGGGAACUGCACUAUCCUUUCCAUCAUUAAGGUAGAGCAGAGUCUCCACACACCCAUGUAUCUACUCCUUGCUAUGCUGGCUGUGGCAGACUUGGGUUUGUGCACAUCCACAUUUCCAAGCAUGCUGAUGAUGCUGUGCCUGAAGGCCAGAGAGAUUGGUUUUGGCAUCUGCCUUGUCCAGAUGUUCUUCAUUCACAGCUUCACAGAUAUUGAAUCUGCUGUCAUUCUGGCUAUGGCCUUUGACCGCUAUGUGGCCAUCUGCCACCCCCUACGAUACUCUUCCAUCCUCACCAACUCGGUGACCAUGAAGAUAUGUGUGGCAAUCAUUAUGAGGACCAUCCUUAUCGUAAUUCCACUUCCAGUCCUGCUGAUCCAGCUCUGUUUCACCACAGCCAGCAAGCUCUCCCAUCCCUAUUGUUUGCACCCAGACAUCAUCAAACACUCAGGCUCUGACACAAGAAUCAACAGUGCCUAUGGGCUUUUUGCGCUGAUAUCCACACUGGGCUUGGACUUGCUUUUUGUCCUUCUGUCCUAUGUUCUGAUCCUUAAGACCAUCCUGAACAUUGCAACUUGGAGGGAGCGUCUCAAAGCUCUCAACACCUGCAUCUCCCACAUCUGUGCUGUCCUGUUGUUCUUUAUCCCCAUGAUCUGCCUGUCCAUGCUACACCGGUGUGGGAAACAUGUGUCCCCCAAGGUGUACACUUUUGUAGCCAACCUUCAUUUUCUGGCACCACCUCUCCUGAAUCCCAUUGUUUACAGUGUGAAAACCAAAGUGAUCCGGAAACGGAUACUGGGAAUGUUCUAUCAAAGAGGGGCACACAACUCUAGGGCUGUCAUUUGCCAAUAG